UUCUAAGAAUGAAUCAGUAGCAACAGAUACGGAGAAUAGAACUAGAACACGAACUGACAUUAGUAAAUAUUACUUCUAAUAUCUAAAGUAGGCAACAGAUUGCAUUAAAUUUAAGACUAAUAUGCCUAUUGAUUUACCAAAAGCUCAGGUUGAAGAAAUUGAAGCAUUAUCAGCCAUUUAUAAUGAUGAUUUAACAGUUGUUGAUGUCACGAAAAGAAAAUAUGAAAUCAAAAUCACAAAUGGAGAGGAAAGUUCAAAAAGAAAAAUUUGUCUACAGGUCACAUUGCCGGAAGAUUAUCCUAAAUCAUCUCCACCACAAUAUCAGAUACAUGCCAUGUGGUUAUCUGAUGAUGAAAGAAGAGACAUAGAAAAUAGUUUGGCUGAUAUUUUUAUAGAGAAUAUUGGUGAUAGUAUCUUGUUUAUGUGGAUAGAAAAAAUACGAGAAUUUCUUCAAACUUCAACUAAUAAUACAGCAUCUGCUGGUGCUAGCUCAAUUAAUCUUGAAACCGAAGAAAGUAAUGGUGCUCAAAAUGACACUCCGCAUAAUAAUGAAGACGAAACCGUCCCAGAUACUACAGAUGCUUCACUUGCCGCGGAAGUUGAUAACCUAGAAAUUGAAUAUGAUUAUACCAAAUAUAAAGCCGAAGAUAAAACGAAAGUAGAAGAAGAGUUGAAAUGUCCUGAGAUUUUACAUGGAGAAUUUAUACAUGAUAGAAAAAGUUUUUUUCAGGCACAUUGUGCUCCUGUUAAUUCUGUAAAAGAGGUGCAACUGGUAAUGGAUAAAUUAUUAGAAAAUAGAAAAAUAGCUGCAGCAACACAUAAUAUGCAGGCAUACAGAAUUUGUCAGGAAGGUAAAAAGAAUGAUUUAUGGUAUCAAGACUGUAAAGAUGAUGGUGAAAUACAUGCUGGUAAUAGAAUGCUUCAUUUAAUGGAGAUAUUAGAAGUUAAGAAUGUUUUAGUUGUUGUAACACGAUGGUAUGGUGGUAUUCAUCUAGGACCAGACAGAUUUAAACACAUCAAUAAUUGUACUAGGGAUAUACUAGAUUUAGGAGGCUAUAUUAAAAAUAAGGCCGAAAAGAAAGGUCCAAAAAGUGGGAAGAAAUCCAAGAAAGAUUCCUAGGACUAACUGAAGAUAAAAUUAUACACCUGAUUAUAUUUAAUGACAAUAUUUUAAUGAAAUUGUAAAUAUGUCAAAUGUAAAUAAACUCCAUAUGAAAUCUG
Messenger RNA from Patella vulgata (common limpet), 1221 nucleotides. Its product is annotated as protein IMPACT-B. The record is from RefSeq and is a predicted model, not a curated record. The transcript has 11 exons. Gene Ontology annotation, biological process: regulation of translational initiation. Bases 122 to 1120 code for a protein of 332 amino acids. NCBI's taxonomy places the organism in Eukaryota, Metazoa, Mollusca, Gastropoda, Patellidae. Gene Ontology annotation, molecular function: protein binding. Gene Ontology annotation, cellular component: cytoplasm.